GUCACCAGCCGCUGGGGAGAUUAACACAGUGAUAUGGCGAAGGUUUAACGGACACAGCCAAGGUUUAACGACACAGACAUGGUUUAACUACGAAGCCAAGGUGAGACGGACACAGCGAAGGUUAAACCACACAGCCAAGGUGUGACACAGUCACGGUGUGACGGAUACAAUCAAGGUGUGACGGAAACAAUCAAGGUGUUACGGAUACAAUCAAGGUCUUACGGAUACAAUCAAGGUGUGACAGAGACAAUCAAGGUGUUACGGAUACAAUCAAGGUCUUACGGAUACAAUCAAGGUGUGACAGAGACAAUCAAGGUGUGACGGACACAAUCAAGGUGUGACGGAUAUAGUCAAGGUGUGACGGAUAUAGUCAAGGUGUGACGGAUAUAGUCAAGGUGUGACGGACACAAUCAAGGUGUGACGGAUAAAGUCAAGGUGUGACGGAUAUAGUCAAGGUGUGACGGAUGAAGUCAAGAUGUGACGGAUGAAGUCAAGAUGUGACGGAUGAAGUCAAGGUGUGACGGACACAGCCAAGGUGUGAUUCACCAUACAGUCAGCUUAGCGAGGGAUAAUCCGGAUAAAGACCUAUAUGCCACCAUCAUCAAUCGGGGUUGCAGAUGGAGACGAAUCCGAAAUGAUGCCUUUUCAUCAUCAGGUACCCAUAUGACGUCUCGGUGACACACUGACGCGGAAGCCUGGUAAGAAGACGCGUGAUUGGCCGAGAUCGUCAGAUGACAGACCCGGACAAUGCUGGGACGGUUUUGGAAGUACGGUGCGGGGGGCCUUGCGGUGUACCUGGUAAUGGUAUACAGCUACCUUGCCUACCGACACAUGUUUCCUGUAACUCCUGUUACCAUGACAGCCGCUGUAGAAGGAUUGAGAGCUCCAACAACGCAAGUUGCAGCGUCAAGGUCGUCUCGAGGGACGGGAGCUUUUAGUUUUCGUAAUACGAGAAAAACUUUUCAAAAGAAAACGAAAACUCAAACCAAAAAGACUUCCCAAGACAAGAAGAUUAUUCAAAACGAAAAGACACCUCGAGGCAAGAAGACUAUUCAAAACGAAAAGGCUCAACAAGUCAAAAAGACUAUUCAAAAUAGAUCGACUACUCAAAACAAAGCCAAGAUUCGCACGGCUAGUGAUGCUACUGGUAUAAAUACACCAGGUAGUGCAGCACCCACGACAAGUGCACAUAUCCUUUCGUCAACCAUGAAGCAAACGCGGAAAUUGAAAGAAAUGCCCGUUCUAACGCCUGUAUUUAAAGGUCGCCUUGGCAACCAAUUAUUUGAAUAUGCCGCAUCGUUCGCUAUUGCCAAAAUGAAGAACAUGUCGUUGUUUAUUCCUGAGGGCAACGUCAUCAACAAAUUAUUCCACGUAGAUACAACGGUUGUGACAUUUCACGGGUGCAGUAGCUGGCGACGUGUGCUGGUUGAAUGUUGUGGCUACAAUUCCAAUCUCAUCGCUAAAAUAAACAAAAGUGAAUGUCAAGCGAUCGGACUCUAUCUCCAGUCAUGGAAGUAUUUCAAACCGGUCGAAGCAAGCAUACGGCAACAGCUGACAUUCAAACGAAACAUAGCCCUUGUUGCUAACAGGAAACUGCUAUCACUCACACAGGAGUUCCUGAAGAGACAGUCUGGCUGGCCGACAGGCAAGGACGGUGACCAGGGCAACUGGACUUCCACACACGUGGGCAUACCCACCACGCCAACAGGUGGAGACACCAAUUCCUCUCUGCUACAUCCGAGAAACGCUGAUCACCCCAAGAAAACACAGAAGAAACACGUUCUUGAGGCCGGUGCUGAUGACGUAGUUUCAAAUCUGACCUACAUUGGGAUUCAUGUCAGACGUGGGGACUACAUGUCACCACAAAGUAGACGCCAGGGACGUAUCACUCCUCCGGCGAAAUACUACAUCCAUGCAAUGAGGUAUUUCCGAGCUAUAUUCCCCAACACGUUGUUUGUUGUUUUGGGGGAUGACGGAAGUUGGGUGAAUCGUAAUAUCGGCGCACCGGAUGUUGUUGUAGUGCAGAGGGACUCGGAGGCAGUGGAUCUCUGCGUAUUGAGCAUGUGUAACCAUACUAUAUUAAGUGUCGGGUCUUUUGGUUGGUGGGCUGGGUUUCUGGCAGGGGGGACAACCGUGUAUUAUAAACAUCCGUACCGAAACAACACGGAUAUGUCCAGAUGGUAUAGCAACUUCCACAGCGACUAUGUACUUCCGGACUGGGUACCCAUGGACUAAACAACAUUCAUGCAGUAUGUGUUCACGUGAGAGUGGUCUGAUCAGUGACAUACAAGCGACACGUGACAGAACAUAACGCGGAACUAAAACAUAUAUGCAAGGCUGUUAUAGUUUAGGAAGAACAUUUGCUUUCAGUUACGUCAAUCUCGUAACAUACUUCAAGGAGAUUUCUUCUAUUUGUGUCGUUUGUCAUUAACGUUCGCUGUCAAUUUGCCUGACAACCUGAAAUAUAUAUAUUAAAAAAGUCCACGUAGGAUGUUUCGCAUUUUGCCCUUUGGGCAUUAGAAAACCAGGAAGUGGGGAUUGUGGCUAGAUUUUAUUGACGCUUCUUUCGGCUAUUUCGUUCAUCAGCAAGCUAAUGAGCGAAAUAGCUGAAAGAAGAGUCAGUAAAAUCUAGCAACAACCCCCACUUCCUGGUUUUCCAAUGCACAAAGAGCAAUGCGCUUGACUUUUUGA
This is a messenger RNA of Haliotis rubra (blacklip abalone), 2691 nucleotides long. RefSeq names its product galactoside alpha-(1,2)-fucosyltransferase 1-like. Gene Ontology annotation, biological process: carbohydrate metabolic process. Gene Ontology annotation, molecular function: galactoside 2-alpha-L-fucosyltransferase activity. The coding region runs from base 748 to 2235 and encodes 495 amino acids. The transcript has 3 exons. The record is from RefSeq and is a predicted model, not a curated record. Lineage: Eukaryota; Metazoa; Mollusca; Gastropoda; Lepetellida; Haliotidae. Gene Ontology annotation, cellular component: membrane.